Ophidiomyces ophidiicola is the source of this 1119-nucleotide messenger RNA. It is a transcript of the gene CCP1, whose product is annotated as heme peroxidase. The transcript is spliced from 4 exons. The record is from RefSeq and is a predicted model, not a curated record. Bases 1 to 1119 code for a protein of 372 amino acids. NCBI's taxonomy places the organism in Eukaryota, Fungi, Ascomycota, Eurotiomycetes, Onygenales, Onygenaceae. Gene Ontology annotation, molecular function: peroxidase activity; heme binding. Gene Ontology annotation, biological process: hydrogen peroxide catabolic process; cellular response to oxidative stress; response to reactive oxygen species.
AUGGCAUCCGCAGCCCGUGCCCUCACAAGAGCUUUUGCUCGCUCUACUCCUGCUACAUCCUCGGUCAAAUCCUCUGUAACACGGAGCUCAGUUCGGUUCAGCACACCUAACUAUGCCUUCCGCGCCUCGUCCCGUAGAGGUUACUCCUCGAGCACUGAGGGAGGAAAGUCCUCCUCCGGCAUGAUCUGGGGUAUUGCAGCAGUUGCUGUUGGCGGUGCUGGUGCUUAUUACUACUUAACCGGCGACCACUUGUCCUCAUCAGCCAAAACUACCGUUAUUACCAAUCCAACCAAACAAGAUUAUCAGAAGGUGUACGAUGAAAUCGCAAGGCUGCUUAUUGAAAAGGACGAAUAUGACGAUGGCAGCUAUGGCCCUGUUCUCGUUCGAUUGGCCUGGCACGCUAGCGGUACCUAUGACACCGAAACAAAGACGGGAGGAAGCAAUGGUGCAACAAUGCGCUUUGCGCCAGAGUCUGACCACGGUGCCAAUGCUGGGUUGAAGGUUGCUAGAGACUUUCUCGAGCCAGUGAAGGAGAAGUUCCCCUGGAUCACCUACUCUGAUCUUUGGACACUGGCUGGCUCUUGCGCUAUCCAAGAGUUGGGUGGCCCCACCAUCCCAUGGCGCCCUGGCCGCAACGAUGCCGACUUGACUGCCUGCACCCCAGAUGGUCGUCUCCCAGAUGCCUCCAAAGAACAGAGCCACAUCAGAGCCAUCUUUGGACGCAUGGGCUUCGAUGACCGCGAGAUGGUUGCUCUUUCUGGAGCCCAUGCCCUCGGCCGAGCUCACACCGAUCGUUCCGGUUAUGACGGACCCUGGGACUUCAGCCCUACUGUUUUCACCAAUGAUUUCUUCAAGUUGCUUGCAAACGAGAAGUGGGUUCAGAAAAAGUGGAAUGGUCCUAAGCAGUUCACGGAUAACACCACUAAGACUUUGAUGAUGCUUCCAACCGACAUUGCUCUGAUCAAGGACAAGGAGUUCAAGAAGCAUGUUGACCGAUAUGCUAAGGACAGUGAUGUUUUUUUCAAGGAGUUCUCGGACGUUUUCGUCAAGCUCCUUGAGCUUGGAGUGCCAUUCAAGUCCAAGCCGGAAGAUCGCUAUGUUUUCAAGACUAGCGAUUAA